Molecule: messenger RNA, 1539 nt
Organism: Phyllostomus hastatus (greater spear-nosed bat)
Lineage: Eukaryota; Metazoa; Chordata; Mammalia; Chiroptera; Phyllostomidae
Gene: SCRN2
Product: secernin 2
Exons: 8
Coding region: 71-1402 (443 amino acids)
Biological process (GO): proteolysis
Molecular function (GO): dipeptidase activity; cysteine-type exopeptidase activity
Source: RefSeq, a predicted model, not a curated record
CUCCGCCCAAGGGACUAGGCCUUCCAGGUCACCUGGGAACCUCCUUCCAACAGGACAGGCCUGACCCUAAAUGGAGGAACUGGCGUCCGGAACUAAGCUGGGGAUCUUGCAGAAAGACGGGAUGACAACGCAGAGCCCUGACACCCCAUGUUCCUGUGACUGCUUUGUGUCGGUGCCCCCGGCCUCGGCCAUGCCCGCUGUGAUCUUUGCCAAGAAUUCAGACCGACCCCGGGACGAGGUGCAGGAGGUGGUGUUUGUACCAGCAGGCACUCAUGCCCCCGGCAGCCGCCUGCAGUGCACCUACAUUGAGGUGGAGCAGGUGUCGGAGACCCAUGCUGUGAUCCUAAGCCGCCCUUCUUGGCUGUGGGGGGCUGAGAUGGGCGCCAACGAGCAUGGUGUCUGUAUCGGCAACGAGGCCGUCUGGACCAAGGAGCCAGUCGGGCAGGGGGAAGCCCUGCUGGGCAUGGAUCUACUCAGGCUGGCUUUAGAACGGAGCCGCUCAGCCCAGGAGGCCUUGCGUGUGAUCACAGGCUUGCUGGAGCGCCACGGGCAGGGCGGCAGCUGCCGGGAGGACCCCACACCGUUCUGCUACCACAAUACCUUCCUGCUGGCUGACCGGACCGAGGCGUGGGUGCUGGAGACGGCGGGGAGGCUGUGGGCUGCGCAGAGGAUCCAGGAGGGAGCCCGCAACAUCUCCAACCAGCUGAGCAUUGACACAGACAUCUCAGCCGAACACCCAGAGCUCCGGUCCCACGCCCGGGCCCAGGGCUGGUGGGAUGGCCAGGGCACCUUCGACUUUGCCCAGGUUUUCUCCCUGACCCAGCAGCCGGUGCGCAUGGAAGCUGCCAAGGCUCGCUUCCGGGCCGGGCAGGAGCUGCUGCAGCAACAGCAAGCAGGGAGCAUCACAGCAGAGGUGAUGAUGGACAUUCUCAGGAACAAGGAGAGUGGCAUCUGUAUGGACUCUGGAGGCUUCCGCACCACGGCCAGCAUGGUGUCCAUCCUGCCCCGGGACCCCACUCAGCCCUGCGUCCACUUCCUCACUGCCACCCCAGACCCGUCCAGGUCCGUGUUCAAGCCUUUCAUCUUCGGGGCAGGGGCGGCCCAGGCCCCCCAGGUGUUGUCCCCCACUUUCGGAGCACAGGACCCCGUUCGGACUGUGCCCCGAUUCCAGACUCAGGUGGAUCGCCGGCACACUCUCUACCGUGGACACCAGAAGGCCCUGGGGCUGAUGGAGAGGGAGCAGGAUUGGGGCCAGCAGCUGCGGCAGAGGCAGCGGGAUCUGGAACGGGAAGGCCUGGAGGCUGCCAGCCGGCUGCUGGCGGGGGAGGGGGCCCCGCCCUCCCAGGAGCUGGGUGGCCUCUUCCAGGCGUUCGUGGAGAGGGAGAGCCAGGCGUACGCCUGAGGCUGGGAGGAGCCCAGCGUGAGGUUCAGGGGCUGGGCUGGGCACCGGACCCCUGGGGUAAUGGAUCCGAUCCCUUUACACCCCUUGUUCCGAGUGGCCGGGUUGGCCUCGGUUUAAUAAACGUGUCUUGUUUCUUA